UCGUUCGCUCAACGCUUUCACAAUAACCCUCUUUUACCACAAGACCUCGAUCAACUCUCAUAAGCUCUCACGCGCACAACGGAUGCAAUAAAUGACGUCAUACGCACAUUUCUCAUUCGUACGCAGUCGGACAUCGAGCGAGUCCGACGAGAACCGACCACGCGAACGCAACCUCGCGCAGAAAACAACAAUCUUCCAAAAUGGGUGUUCGUGACUUUCGUGACUCUCCCCACUGUGCGUGACCGCCUCUCUGUAUUUGUUCUUUUUCCGUGCGUUGGGGGAAACAAAAACCGCGUCUGUUCCCGGGGUUCGGACGAAAAUCAACGAAAACUUGGCGCAGCCCCGAACCAAAAACUCCGAUGGAUCCCUGGCUCCGUUUAUGGUAAUUUGUACCCUAGGAUGGACGACGACAGGCAGCUGAAUGGUAAGUGGUAGCGUACCAUUUUUUCUUGCGCCCCAAAACAAACCUCGUCCCUUCCAUGUUCUGCGUUCUGCGCGCUUCGUUACCAGCGUUCUCCCCACCUCAACUCGACGUGCUACUUUAGCAGACGUUUUUGUCGAAUCCAACUUUUUUUUUCUUCCCCACGCUUGCGGUUUGUUGCGAUGUUUCGAACGCGCCGAAGCUCUUCGAUUGCUGGCGAAGCGAAGCCGAAGCUGCCGAAGCUUCAGGGGGCUGUUUGGCGAGAGCAAGCGCAGCAGCGCUCGCUCGCGCACAUCGCAGCCACUUUCUGAGCCGUUUCGUUGGAAGGCCCAAAGCCUUCCAACGGAACCACCCACGAUUCGGCUUUCCCUGGAUGUUCUCGGCUCUCGCGGAGGUGUUUAGGUUCUUGCUGCUGCUCGGGGGUAAGCGAGCGGUGGACGAACUUGGCGUUGCGUUUUUGAGCGAACGGAUCGAGCGCUGCGGUGUUCUUUUGCUUAGCGUACGUCAGUUUUCAGGUGACCUCCCAACCUUCGUGCCCGUCGAAACCAUCCUUAAGGAAGAUGGAGCGCCGAUAUCGGUCUCGGGCGAAAAACCGGGAUCCUUGAUGAUGAAUCUUGAAACGAGGGAGCUGUUCCUCAGCACCGACGCGGCGUCGCAGCAGUUUUCGCUGUCGUCCUCGGACAAGUCGAACCAGCCCAAGGAGGACGAAACGGGCGCCGGGAAGCAAUGGGACUGCAAUUUGUGCAGCCCCGGGCUGAAGAAGGCGCUGCAGCGGGAGCGGCUGCAGGUGCUGCGGCAGAACCCUUCUUACCGGGAGAUGGAGCGGCUGCGUCAGCGCAGCAUGAUGCAGCUGAAGAGACAGGACCCCAGCUUCAGGGCCCUGGAGAGGGAGAGGCAGAGGGCCAGGAUGCAGCUGCGCAGGCAGGACCCAAGCUUCAGAGCGAUGGAGCGGGAGCGUCAGCGGCGCCGCAUGCGGCUCAAGCGGCGCGACCCGGCCUUCCGCGAGCGGGAACGAGAACAGCAGAAGUCGCGUCUCAUGAUAAAGCGCACGGGCGAGAAAGGUCCCCUCCUGGCCAUCGCUGCCCCUCCCCCUCCAUCGGGGCCUCCGGGGACAAAUACCACGUCGCCACCGACUACCGUCGCCACUUCCACAGCAUCUGUGGUCGUCGUGUCACAGCAGCCGCAACAGCAGCAACAGCAACAACAGCCGCAGCAACAGCAGCAGCAGCAGCAACAGCAGCAAUCUCAGCAGCCUCAUCAUCACCAUCAUCAGCCGCAGCAGCAUCAGCAGGCGGGCGGGAAAGGUUGCGUCGGAUCGCAGCACGAAGCGCCCAAGCGAGAGGCGGCGUUGUACGGACACUUGCAGCGCAUCGUGGGUUACCACAAUCUACUCCAGGUCCGUAACCCUCACCCCGAAGAACCGGGCAGCCCAUUCAAGAGCCCAUACUUCACGGCGGGCGAGCUCAAUGCCAGCAGCGGGGCACUGGUGCCGCGCCGCAUGGGCACUGUGCCCCAGACGGGCAGCGGCUCCCACCCUGCCGGCGGGGGCCACCAGGGAGCGGCCACGGGCACCAAGGCCCACCAGCACCAGGCACUGCUGGCGCGCCAGAAGGGUUUCCUGGACGGCACCGUCUCUCCCUGCCACCCUCUCGGCGAGGUGUUUGCGGCCUCCUACCCCACGAUGCGCGACCAGGUCCUGGGGGGAGGUCAGUCGUGUUCCUCGCUCGAGACAACGCCCCAUCUGCAAACGGCCGCGAGCCCUGAGGGCGGCCGCCCCGCCCACUCCGGCAGCGGGGCCCACCUGGGCAACAGCAUGGAUCUCGUUCCCUCCGUCCCCGACUGCCCCGAGUGCCUGGAGGCCCAGCGGCAACGCUCGGAGUGCAACCUCUGCCAGCAGCAGAUGCAGUCCUCCCAGCACCACCACCAGGGCGGCGGUGCCAACGCCGGCACGGGACGGCGCCGGUCGUCGCGCCAGUCGCUCGAACGCUUCCGCUGCACCGUCUGCUCCAAGGAGUUCGGCAUGAAGCACCACCUGAAGGAGCACUUCAAGUCGCACGGGGACCGCAACCUGUGCUGCCCACACUGCGACUACCGGACGUGCUACGGCUACGCCCUGCGCCGGCACGUGGUGAUACGACACGACCGGCCGGCCGCGAGGCAGGCACAGGUGGUGCAACAGCUCGCCGUGCAGUGAGGAGGCUCGGGCGAUCGGCGCCCGCGGGCCGUGACGGCGUAUGGUGGCGACGGGGCUUGCGGAUUGACCCUUCAAAUCGGCUGGCACGUCGGAGCGGGCCGGGCGGACAGUUGCAGCCUCGGUGACGUUAGCGCGCGAUGUUGGCGAACAGCAAACGGGCAAAGACUCUUCAUGGCUUCAGACUUGGCCAUGGUGCUCUUUGCGAAGGUUCGAAUGUUGUGGCAGCGCCGUGACUUCCUUCUUUAUGAAGGUGUGAAUGUCGUAUCAGCGGCGUUACGUCGAAUCGACUUUGGAUUGACGCUUAUGUGUACGACUGUGGCAUCGUUUGCGAAGUGUACCUUAGACACUUAUGCGUGGCAGGAACACAAUUGGUUCGUGGCUUCACCGGCCUUCUGGAUUGAGUCGUGGUGUUUUGCGAUUUAAGCUGCUGUGGCUCGUGCGCCGAAGGGGAGUUUGGCUUCAAUUGGCUUUGUCGCCUCUCUUUAUAUACGAAGCCACCUUUAACUAACCACUGGCUGCUCGGGCACGAGGGCUACAGGAGCCAGCUAUGCACAAAUUCUAGGCUGUUUGAGACGGCUUUGUAAGUGGCUGAAGUCGUCCAGGGUCGGCUUCGAUUGGACUUUUGAAAAAAGCUUUGGAAGUUAACGGAUGUUUUUUCUUGGGGGGAAGUCUCAGGUGAGCCUUUGACACUUGUAAAUUAGUAUGUGAGCUUGGAUGCCAAACUUUUGCCUCUGUGUCAGGACGAGUGAUUGGGCAUAGGCAGGCCACGCUGCGUUGACAAAUGCCCGCUGCUUGCCGAGCAGGCUUGGGUUUUUUUGUUAGCAUGAUAUUGGAUCGCAGAUAUGUUCUGCGAUAGAAAACAUGCUUCUUUUUCUAACACAAUUGGAAGUGACGGAGACAGCAUGUUUCAUAAAGUUUCCUGAAUGAGCAUAAAUUCAGUAACAAAAGUUGGCCUUUGAUGGAAGUCUUGCACCAUGCAAAGGUUUGUUUGUGUGGUUAGUUCACUGGAGGUACAUAAACUGAACAAACAAGUUUGCUGUGAGUAACAAUCUUUGCUUCGAGAUUCUCACCUCGAUGCAUUGUGGUCUUCGAUGCCACCCAUAGACGACACAGCCAGUGUUCUUGCUUUUUUACGUUGUCAUACCCGAGAGCUGUAGGAACAUGAAAAGUAUAGUGGUGCCAUCUGUGAAUGAUGGCAUGAAUUUCUCGGGUCUCCAUAAUUUAGGUAGUUAAUUUAAAUUUGUUUGUAGGAUUUCAGUAGCACAAAUUCAAACCUCUUUACAUGUCGAGUGACCUAGGGUCACUUUGUAUGUUGAGAGUGCAGAGACAUACCCAACCUCCCAGUUGUAAAUCCAUCGAUGCAUAUACCCUUUGCUGCCAAAACGGUGGCCAUGAAGGCUCACAAGUCACCUUCCCCCUUUAUGGCAGGCUGUUUUGAUCACAUGACUGCACAUGUCCAAUUGACAAGCCCGGUUUCAUUUGCAGUCAUGAAACUGAAGCAGUGCUCUGGAUACUGAGCAGCUAUAGUCUCUUGUAGGUUAAGCAAAGCAAGACAAACUGCUCCCACAAAGCCCUUCACUCAUUUCACUCUAGCGGAGCGAAUGCUAGAGGGGAGGAAAUAAGGGCAAUCAUGGCAAGCAGAAAACUUUGCGGGAGGUGCUUGUUCUGCUAUUCUUAACGUGCAACACUGAAUGGUCUACUUAGAGCGGCCAAAAAACAAAUGUGUAGGUUUUUUCUCUUACCUUUUAAUCUUCGGACGCAUGGUUCUCGCUUUGUCAAUUUUGGAGGGCUGAAAUCAUGAUGACUAGCUCCCAGAGCAUUGGGAGCAUUAGUGGAAGAUAUCCUGUGUACAGUGUAUAUAUUUAUCGCACACAUUGGCGGCGGAACACAUUGAAUUUCAAAGUGAAUGACUUAGUGUGUAGGGUGAAUGUAACUCACUCAUAUUAUUACUACUGCCCUUGUUGCUCCAGCUUAUUGGAGAAGCGGAAAGGAAACCAACAAACUGCUUAGCGAUUCAUCUCACCCAUUUAGAGAGUAGCUUGCACCCCAUUAUCAGUCUCCCAAACUGUACCGCAGCACCUUCAAAACUGAAUCUUAGCCGAUGACAUUACUUUCGUCCAUAUGUGUAUGUGUAAAUAAACAUCUUUGUAGUUUGGAA
Ixodes scapularis (black-legged tick) is the source of this 4773-nucleotide messenger RNA. RefSeq names its product transcriptional regulator ovo. The transcript has 5 exons. The record is from RefSeq and is a predicted model, not a curated record. Lineage: Eukaryota; Metazoa; Arthropoda; Arachnida; Ixodida; Ixodidae. The coding region runs from base 795 to 2615 and encodes 606 amino acids.